Messenger RNA from Cynocephalus volans (Philippine flying lemur), 4092 nucleotides. RefSeq names its product zinc finger protein 420-like. The record is from RefSeq and is a predicted model, not a curated record. Gene Ontology annotation, molecular function: DNA-binding transcription factor activity; RNA polymerase II cis-regulatory region sequence-specific DNA binding. Lineage: Eukaryota; Metazoa; Chordata; Mammalia; Dermoptera; Cynocephalidae. Gene Ontology annotation, biological process: regulation of transcription by RNA polymerase II.
UUCCGGAGGCUGUGGCUGUCAGCGCGCUGCUCGUCAGAUCCUGGGGUUGGAUUGUGCUUCUCGGAAGGUGGAUGCGGAGCUAAGCUCCCAGACUGCACUAUGGAUUUCCAAGAGCAACAAAAGAUGGAUAAAUCUCCAGAAUUGGUGUCAUUUGAGGAUGUGGCUGUGGACUUCACCUCAGAGGAGUGGAGGGACUUGAAUGAUGCUCAGAGGACUUUGUACAGGGAUGUGAUGCUGGAGACGUAUGGCAGCCUGGUUUCACUGGGGCGCUGCAUUAGUAAACCUGACAUGAUCCUCAAGUUGGAGAAAGGAGCAGAGCCAUGGAUGAUAGAAGAACACCCAAACCAGAGCCUCCCAGAUGUCCAGGUAAUCAUUGACCUAAUUGAGAGGAGCCAAGAAAGUCAUGGUAGAUGCUUGUGGCAGGGUGUAACCAUCAAUGGCAACCGAUCAACUGAGGAGAGAGUGGAGUUAAGAAAAUCAUUUAAUUUGAGUUCAAAGCAUAUUUUAAAUUUGGUUGUAAAUAAUGGAAACUAUUCAGGAGUGGGGCAUGAGGAGUUUAACAUAUGUCAGAAUGCACUUCUUCCAGAGACUGAUGCCAUGCAUGCUGGAGAGAAACCUGAUGAGUACAAUAUAUGUGAGAAAUCACAGAGACAUCAGGAGCAUCUUAUUCAGCACUGCAAGAUUCCAACUGGGCAACUUUUUGAAUGUAGUGGAAAAGGAAAAUCCUUCAACACAGUGCCAAUUAUAUCUACAUAUAAGAAGAAUCUUAUGGGUGAGACCACCUGUAAAUAUAGUGAAUAUGAAAAUGCCUGUAAUAAGUCAGCUGUUAUUGCCCAAGAGAUAACUCAGGUAGAGAAGAAAGCUUUUCAGUGUGAUGUAUGUGGGAAAAUGUUCUAUAAAGAGGCUAAACUUACUCAACAUCAGAUUAUACACACAGGAGAGAAACAUGAAAAAUGCAGUGAAUGUCAGAAAUCUUUUACUAAGAAAUCAUGCCUUAUCUCAUAUCAAGGAACAUCUACAGGGAAGAAGCUUUAUUUAUGUAACAAACAGGAGAAAUUUUUCUAUCAGAAAUCAGGCCUUACUGUGCCUCACAGAAUUCACACAGGGGAAAUGUCCUAUGGAUUUAUUAAGUGUGACAAAAACUUUCAUGAGAAUUCGCAUCUCAACUGUCAUCAGGCAGUUGAAACAAAUGGAAAAUCAUGUGAAUGUAAUGGAUGUAGAAAAUCUUUCUACCAUAAUUCUGCCCUGACUGCAUAUCAGAGAAUUCACAUGAGUGAAAAUCUAUAUGAAUGUGAAGAAAGUCAAGUUUUCUCCAGUAAGUCAAAACUCAAGAAACAUGAGAAAAUUCACAUUGGUGAGAAUCCUUGUGACUGUAACACAUGUGGAAAAACUUUUCACGAGAAUUCAAACUUCAGCAAGCAUAAGAGAAUAUAUAUGGAAUAUGGAAAAGGUUUUAACCAAAAGUCAAACCUGAAGAGACAUGAGAGAACUCACCCAGGUGAGAAACCAUAUGAAUGUAAAGAAUGUGAGAAAGCUUUUAACCGAAAGUCAGCCCUCAACAAGCAUCAAAGAAUUUACAAAAAUGAGACACGAUAUGAAUGUAAGGAAUGUUCAAAAGCUUUUAAUGAAAACUUGAUCCUCAGUGGGUAUCAGAGAAUUCAGACAGGUGAGAAACCAUAUGAAUGUAAGGAAUGUGGAAAAGCUUUUAAACAAAAGUCGAUCCUCAGUGUGCAUCAGAGAAUUCACACAGGUGAGAAACCAUAUGAAUGUAAAGAAUGUGGAAAAGCUUUUAAUCAAAAGUCAAACCUCAGUAUCCAUCAGAGAAUUCAUGCAGGUGAGAAACCAUAUGAAUGUAAAGAAUGUGGAAAAGCUUUUAAGCAAAAGUCGAUCCUCAGCAUGCAUCAGAGAAUUCACACAGGUGAGAAACCAUAUGAAUGUAAAGAAUGUGGAAAAGCUUUUAACCAAAAGCCAAUCCUUAGUAAGCAUCAGAGAAUUCACACAGGUGAGAAACCAUAUGAAUGUAAAGAAUGUGGAAAAGCUUUUAACCAAAAGUCAUCCCUCAACAAGCAUCAGAGAAUUCACACAGGUGAGAAACCAUAUGAAUGUAAAGAAUGUGGAAAAGCUUUUAACAAAAAGUCAAACCUCAGCAUCCAUCAGAGAAUUCACACAGGUGAGAAACCAUAUGAAUGUAAAGAAUGUGGAAAAGCUUUUAACCAAAAGUUGCACCUCAGCGUCCAUCAGAGAAUUCACACAGGUGAAAAACCGUAUGAAUGUAAAGAAUGUGGAAAAGCUUUUAAGCAAAAGUCAAUCCUUAGUAAGCAUCAGAGAAUUCACACAGGUGAGAAACCAUAUGAAUGUAAAGAAUGUGGAAACACUUUUAACCGAAAGUCAAACCUCAGCAUCCAUCAGAGAAUUCACACAGGUGAGAAACCAUAUGAAUGUAUGGAAUGUGGAAAAGCUUUUACACGAAAGUCAUUCCUCAGCAUGCAUCAGAGAAUUCACACAGGUGAGAAACCAUAUGAAUGUAAAGAAUGUGGGAAAGCUUUUAACCAAAAGUCAUCCCUCAACAAGCAUCAGAGAAUUCACAAAAGCGUACCAUAUGAAUGUAAGGAAUAUUCAAAAGCUUUUAGUGAAAAGUCAAACCUCAGCAUCCGUCAGAGAAUUCACACAGGUGAGAAAACAUAUGAAUGUAAAGAAUGCAGAAAAGCUUUUAACCAAAAGUCACACCUCAGCAUGCAUCAUGGAAUUCACAAAGGUGAUAAGCUGUAUGAAUGUAAUGAAUGUGGAAAAAGUGUUUUUUGUUUGUUUGUUUUUUUGACAAAGUCACAGUUUAGAAAACAUCAGGGUACUCACACAGGAAAAAACUCCUUAUCAAUGUAAUAUGACAGGCCUUGUAGUGAAUUCCUCCUAACAGACAGAAAAGAAUUCACACAAAGGAAAAUCUCAGUGAAUGUAAUUUGUAUGGGAAAAGAUUUUGCCAGAAGUCAUACCUCAAGAAAUCAGAGAACUUAUAUCAAGAAGACCUAUAAAUAUACAGUUCUCCACAGGUAUUGGAGAUUGUCUUGAGGAUCCCCUAUUGAUAUAAAAAUUUGCUGAUGCUCAAGUCCCUUGUAUAAAUGGUCUAGUGUUUGUGUAUUACCAAUUCACUUCCUGAUGUGUUUUUUACAUCUUGUGUAGAUUACUUAUAAUAAUGGAAAAAAUGUGACUACUAUGUGAAUAGUUGUUAUACUGUGUUGUUUUGCAGUUGUAGGAUUGUUUCAUUUAUUUACAUUUUUAUUUUUGAGGAUUUUUGAUAAGUAGUUGCUUGAAUCACCAGAUUUUUAACCAUCAGAUAUGGAGGGAUGACAGUAAUGAGUCUGAAAACAUCUUUUCUCAGAAGUCUCAAGGCUGGCUGUGGUUAGAGCAUUUUUACGUAUAGCCUUGUGCUCAUAACACAAAGGAACCCCAUACAAGCCACAUACAAAAAAAAUAAAUAAGCAAAAAUAAAAAAGGAAUCACAUCAUAGCAGGCAUUAGACAAUUUACAGAGGGGAGAAAUUCUGUAUGGAUUGGACUGUGUCUUUUUAAAAUAAAACCACUCUUUUUUCUUGUAUGCAAUCUGAGCAUUCCAUGAUUGGGUGGAUGACUGCGUAAUAUAACUCUGUUCGGGGGGAAUGUAGAUAUAACUGAUGAAUAUUACUUCCAGUUCAGGCACCAAAAUAAAAAUUUCCAUUCAGUUCCUGAUUUCUCAUGUUCUAUGGGACUGAAUGAAGAUGACUCUUGGAUGGAGUUGGAGACCACAGGUGGGAGCAAUCCACCCCAAUUUAAAAUAGAAGGGAUUAAAGAAAUCAGAGAUAUUCUCACCACCGUCUGAAAACCUCCAUUUAUACAUUAUAUAAGAAAUGAUUUCCUUUCUGAGCCGUUGUGUGUGUGUUCUGUUUGCAUCACAACACAUCCAGCCCACCCCAGCUAAAUGAUUUUAUAAACUUUCUGAGAGAAGUUACCAGUCCUUGUAUAUGGGAAGAGAAUCCUGUGUUGUCACCUUUUAUACCCAAAUCAGUUUAUGGGAAAAUCAAAUUAUGGGGAGAAACAAUGCAGUAAAUAUGGGAUAUCU